ACUGGUUCUCACAGUGUAUAGCAUUCGAGAUUAUCAGUGCUGUCCGGUGUGCCACAAGCUUCGUUUAUUCCUCAUUCCCAUCAACGUAUCCCCGAGUGCUUUUUUUUUCCAACAAGGAAAAAUAAACAUAAAAUUCAUGUCUGCUGAGUCGAACGCGGUCAACACCACCAAUAUCGUGGUCAAUGGCAAAGGAACCAGCAAGCUGAAACAACAACAUGCUGUUGAGAUUAGUGCUGUUGGUACUCGUACCAGAACCACGAGCAUCUCCGCAGGACACGAGAAGUGUUCAUUCCACUACGAUCUGGAAUUGGAGCACAAACCACUGACGAGAGAAGACAUGAUCCCGGAAAUGACGACGGCUUAUUUCAAACUAUUGCAAUCACUGGGUGAAGAUCCUUCUCGUGAGGGCCUUCUCAAGACACCCGGAAGAGCCGCAAAGGCCAUGCUGUUCUUCACCAAGGGAUACGACCAGACAAUUCCUGGUUAG
Molecule: messenger RNA, 487 nt
Organism: Notodromas monacha
Lineage: Eukaryota; Metazoa; Arthropoda; Ostracoda; Podocopida; Cyprididae
Source: the annotation of a GenBank genome assembly